Messenger RNA from Coniophora puteana RWD-64-598 SS2, 1546 nucleotides. RefSeq lists its product as uncharacterized. The transcript has 4 exons. The record is from RefSeq and is a predicted model, not a curated record. Bases 42 to 971 code for a protein of 309 amino acids. Lineage: Eukaryota; Fungi; Basidiomycota; Agaricomycetes; Boletales; Coniophoraceae.
CUCCGUUCAUAUCACCCAUUCUCAGUUUGCCACCUUUCAACAUGUUAUCAUCACUAGAGUCUCUCCAGCCCCUUGAAGAGAAAUUCAAGCGCAUAGAGGAAGAGCUCGAGCAGCGUGCCCGUCUAGAGGAAGAACGCGAAGCACUUGAAGAAGCUGGAGGCCGCUCCUCUGUCGUAGGAACCCGCCAAAGACGCGCCGGAUCCAUCUCCGUCACCCGUUUCGGCGAGCCCCCAGAACAGACAGACGGCUCAGCCAGUCCAGAUGGCACGGCAACGACGCCCCUGGCGAGCGCAGCCCGCCGCUCGCAGUACUACCACACCCUCGCACAUCCCAAAUCCUUCGACUCCCUCGUCAGCACUGCCUCGAACUCGUCCAACGACGCGCGGCACUUCGAAGACACGCACCAGACGACCCAAGUCGAACGCAUCGCGCCCCGCCCGUCCAUCUCCUUCUCCCCGCUCCCCUCCUUCUCCCUCUCACGCGGCAAAGGCGUCAGCUCGCUUCUCCCCAAGCGCCUCUCACGCGCCGCGUCCUCUGGCGUGCUCGGGAGCCCGCUUGGCGCGGACUUUGGCUGCGUCGCCGCAGGCGGCAGCGGCGCAGGCGGCGGGGGACUCGUGAUCGGCGUGUGCAUCGAGGAGAAGACGGGCGACGCGCACGCGGAGGAGCACGGGAUCGCGCUCGCGCCUGGCAUGCAGGGUGUCGCGAGCGCGGCGUACGCGGGCGACGGGUCGACGAUGCCGCCUGGGAGCCGGUCGAGCUCACGGGCGGAUGUGCAUUCGCAUGGAGGACAUCAUCAUGCGAUGGGGUCGAUUUCGCGCGCGGGCGGGAAUAAGCUGGUGAGCAAGCGGCCGAGGGCGGCGACGGUGGGUGUGCCGAUGCUGCAUCCGGAUCAGCAGCCUGGGGAGGGCGGGAACGGGUGGAUGGACCGCGCGAAGGAGGCGAUGAAGCUGCGGAGGAAGAAGUCGGAGUGAGCGCAGGUGUCGUGAUGUCGUCCUCAUCCCCGACGAUACCGUGCCAAUCCGCCUGUCCCCGUCUUCGCCUGCUCCUACGCCUUUCCCUCUUCUCGCUCUCCCUCAACCCUCAGCCGACCACUCCGACCCUACCCGGCCCUCACGUUGCUUGUACGCAUAUACCCAUGUCCGCCUUCUCGACGCGAACCUGGAUGGACUUUACGCUGCAUCCCACUAUGAGCCUUACACCCACCUGCCCACGCAAACCCCACAAACGCAUACUUUACGCCCCCCAUCCCGCCUAUACGCAUGCUCUUGCAUAUCACACUUCUCUUAUAUAUCUUGGACAGCACGCAGAUACAGAUACAGAUACAGUUUCCCUUUAUUCCGUGACCAGGCCCGCCGAUACUUACCUUGGAUACCUCCGCUGUACCGUGCCGUCUCUCCGUCCUUUCCGUCUCGUCUUCCGUCUCGUCUGGAUCCUUCCGUGUUCUUGGGCUGUCGUUUGCCGUUGAGCAUUCUCGGGGGUGGAUAUCCAAUACCCAGGAGGCGCUGCGUGGUUUUCUUGUUGUGGCCUGGUCUGGCUUGUACAUUAC